AGAAGUUUAUCCAGCUCUUCGAAGAAAAUGAAAGUGUCAGUUGCUUUACUUGUGACGGCGCUUUUGGCAAUGACUUUUACCGUAGUCGUGUCGCAAGAAGAUUACUAUACCAACGAUGAUAAUAGCGGGACAGGCUCGGAUGCUACAUAUGAUUACUAUGGCGAUGACGAUAACUAUAAACCUAAACGUUACAAUAAUCAUAAGGUUGACUCUGAUCAUUGGUGGGAAACAUUAGAAGUGGUUUAGUCGGUUGCU
Molecule: messenger RNA, 255 nt
Organism: Cylicocyclus nassatus
Lineage: Eukaryota; Metazoa; Nematoda; Chromadorea; Rhabditida; Strongylidae
Source: the annotation of a GenBank genome assembly